GUCUCUUUAUUAUUUGACUUCUUCGUCUUUGUCUUUAUAUUCACAAAAAUUCUUCCCAUUGGUUUCUCAUUUUGUUCUGUCUCCCCUUAGCAUUUAUAUGAGAGUAACAUUAAUAUAAUAAGUUAUAACAUACAUUAACUCUGGCUUAAGGACAAGUCUCUUCCGUUUCAUCUUUGCUUUCAGGCAUGGAUUUUGUGGAGUUGAAGAGAAGGAGCAGCACUAGCAGGAAACUGCUCUUGCUUGCUGGCAUUGCUGCAAUUUGUUUAUUUAUAUUCAGAAGUUCAUCUAGUUUUAGUACCUCCGUCAAGUUUUCUCAGCACGAACCUGGUGUAACUCAUGUGCUAGUGACUGGCGGUGCUGGCUACAUAGGUUCUCAUGCUUCCCUUCGUCUCCUAAAGGAUGCGUAUCGUGUAACUAUAGUGGACAACCUUUCCCGUGGAAACAUGGGCGCUGUAAAAGUUCUGCAAGAACUUUUCCCUGAGCCAGGGCGACUUCAGUUUAUUUAUGCUGAUCUGGGAGAUGCUGCUGCUGUAAACAAGAUUUUUUCACAAAAUGCAUUUGAUGCUGUGAUGCAUUUUGCAGCUGUUGCAUAUGUUGGUGAAAGUACUCAAGAACCGCUUAGGUAUUAUCAUAACAUCACAUCAAAUACUCUGGUUCUAGUUAAGGCUAUGGCAGCACAUGGUGUAAAGACACUAAUCUAUUCAAGUACCUGUGCAACAUAUGGAGAGCCUGAGAAAAUGCCUAUUACAGAAGUCACUCCACAAGCCCCAAUAAAUCCAUAUGGAAAAGCAAAGAAAAUGGCUGAAGAUAUCAUACUGGACUUCUCAAAGACUUCAGAUAUGGCUGUCAUGAUUUUAAGGUACUUCAACGUGAUUGGCUCAGACCCUGAAGGAAGGUUAGGAGAAGCUCCACGACCAGAAUUACGUGAGCAAGGUCGGAUAUCUGGUGCUUGUUUUGAUGCAGCCAGGGGCAUAAUUCCAGGAUUGAAGAUAAGAGGAGUAGAUUACACUACACCUGAUGGCACUUGUGUAAGAGACUAUAUCGAUGUGACUGACCUAAUUGACGCUCAUGUUAAAGCUCUUGAGCACGCAAAACCAAGCAAAGUUGGCAUCUACAAUGUCGGGACUGGAAAAGGUAGUUCAGUGAAACAAUUUGUGGAAGCUUGUAAAAAGGCAACAGGAGUAAACAUAAAGAUUGAUUACCUCAGUAGACGUCCAGGAGAUUACGCUGAAGUCUACAGCGAUCCUUCUAAAAUUAGGCGCGAACUGAACUGGAUAGCCAGAUAUUCACUUGAGGAGAGUUUAGCAAUAGCAUGGAGAUGGCAAAAGGUACACAGAAAUGGUUACAACUAAAGUAACUCAGUUUUGCUAACCAGGUUCUGCAGAGAACCAUAAAUACGUCGAGGAAACAGGAUUGGCUUUUCGUCAAUUCUCACAGCUCCUUGUCGAUGUCAGAUAUCAAUAUAAUCCCAUUUUGUUAUAGCUUUACAGUUUGCUAGAUGUAUACCUACAAAUAAUUUUAGUCUGGUUAUACAUAUUCUUGUUCAUCAAUAGUCAAUUUUAAUUCCCAAGUGAUUUGGAUUGCAAAGUGUAUACACGAGACAUAAUGUGACAAGAAAAUUGCUGGGGAAAUGGAAAUAUUUACAGCUGAUUCUAUGA
Molecule: messenger RNA, 1658 nt
Organism: Lycium ferocissimum
Lineage: Eukaryota; Viridiplantae; Streptophyta; Magnoliopsida; Solanales; Solanaceae
Product: UDP-arabinose 4-epimerase 1-like
Exons: 10
Coding region: 186-1352 (388 amino acids)
Biological process (GO): beta-D-galactose catabolic process via UDP-galactose, Leloir pathway
Cellular component (GO): cytosol
Molecular function (GO): UDP-glucose 4-epimerase activity
Source: RefSeq, a predicted model, not a curated record